AUGAGUUGUGUGAAAAUACUCCUGGUUUCGUACCCAUCACUUGGCGGCGCAUCCACAUUACUAACGAGGAAUUUGUAUACAUACCAAUUUGUUUUAUCUAGCUUUACAUCAUCUUUUUCAAUUUCAUUGGUGUAUCUUAAACUUGCAUCCACCAUGUCAAACUUGCACAAGACGUUUCUUAAAAGAAUCAAAGAACAAGAAUCAGCUUUGGGAUUAUCAGGCUUAGCCUCUCCGGAACCAGCAAUACAUCCUACCAACAACACGCCAAAGAAAUCUAAUCCUAAAGACCAAGAGAUUCUUGAAAAAUAUCACGAAUUUAAAAAAUCACAGUUCACGGAAGAAUUUUAUGAAACAGAACAAGGAAAUAGAUUUAAAACAUAUUAUAAACAGGCAAAGAAUUUAGAUGGAACUGUUCUUGUUUGUUUACAUGGAGCAGGUUCUUCUUCUAUGACGUUUGCUAAUUUAGUUAAUCAUAUCAAAGAUGAUUCGCUAAGCAUAUUCUUAUUUGAUAUAAGAGGUCAUGGAGAAAGUACAAAUACCGGGAACGAUUUCUCAAUGAGUACAAUGGUUGAGGAUACCCAAUUUGUAUUAUCUACAUUUAUUUCCAAACAUCAACCAAGUUCUUUGUUCUUGUUGGGACAUUCUUUGGGAGGAUCCAUUUUUGCCAAAUAUGUAAAUGAACAUCCUGAUGAUAAAAUCAAAGGGUUGAUACUAUUAGAUAUUGUUGAAGAAACAGCUGUUCAAUCAUUGAAUGCUAUGCCACAAUUUAUUGAAAGACGUCCAAAAUCAUUUGAUUCCGUAUUUCGAGCCAUUCUGUGGCAUAUGAAUUUUUUGUUAUUUAAUGAACAAUCAGCCGAGUUGUCAAUUCCUGAUUUAUUUAAUAAGGAUUUAACAUGGAAAACUGAUCUUUCUAUUACACAACCAUAUUGGGGUUCGUGGUUUACGGGAUUAUCGGAGAAUUUCUUGAAUUUCAAAGGUGCAAAAUUAUUGAUUUUAUCUACUCAUGAAACUUUGGAUAAGAAAUUAAUGAUUGGACAAAUGCAAGGUAAAUACCAGUUGGUUGUAUUUAAAAAUAAUGAAAAAUCAGGUCAUUUUGUACAUGAAGAUUUACCAAAUCAUGUUGCUGUAUGUUUAACUGAUUAUAUCAAAAGAGCUAUUGCUCCUGAAAAGUUUAUGAAGGAAGAUUUAGGAAUUGUUCCAAAAUGGGGAGGAAAAAUACACAAAUAG
Molecule: messenger RNA, 1227 nt
Organism: Candida tropicalis MYA-3404
Lineage: Eukaryota; Fungi; Ascomycota; Pichiomycetes; Serinales; Debaryomycetaceae
Gene: PPE1
Product: carboxylesterase-mitochondrial 37S ribosomal protein YmS2
Exons: 1
Coding region: 1-1227 (408 amino acids)
Biological process (GO): protein demethylation
Molecular function (GO): protein methylesterase activity
Source: RefSeq, a predicted model, not a curated record